Molecule: messenger RNA, 806 nt
Organism: Anopheles darlingi
Lineage: Eukaryota; Metazoa; Arthropoda; Insecta; Diptera; Culicidae
Gene: mRpS6
Product: probable 28S ribosomal protein S6, mitochondrial
Exons: 2
Coding region: 290-742 (150 amino acids)
Biological process (GO): translation
Cellular component (GO): mitochondrial small ribosomal subunit; ribosome
Molecular function (GO): structural constituent of ribosome; small ribosomal subunit rRNA binding
Source: RefSeq, a predicted model, not a curated record
GGUUUCCUUUUCGGUUUACAACGAAGGGUCCUUCCUCGAGACCGAAAUAAAAUUAAAGAUAGUAAAUAAAAGUACAAUAUUUCGCUCUAAUUUCAGGAAAUCCUGUUGCAAGAACUCCGGCUAGAGUAUGUUUUAGCAAGAACUAAAGAAAGUGAUCAAUAACCAGAUACUGCAAGUGCAUGCGUAAAUCACAGUCUCGCGUGUUUUCAUCAACCCGGCGAGCCAAUACUGGGAAUUAAAUAACACAAUCGGAUUUAGAAAUUAUCAGCUGCUUUAACCCGACAGUGCCAUGCCCACGUACGAAUUAUCGCUAAUAUUACGGCAAAUGGGAAGGCCCGAGCUUGUCGCAACCCUGAAACGCACGGCAACGGCAAUCUUCGACAAAGGCGGCAUCAUCCGUAAGCUGGAAAACUUGGGGACGAAAGCGCUCCCCUUCAAAACCAGCGCACAUGGUAUCGUACAUAGGAACGGAUCGUAUUUCGUGUUCAAAUUUGACACCCCGCCGUCGGCAAUCGACGAUCUCGAUGAGGAGUAUGGUCGGGAUGUGGACAUCGUCCGGAAGCGUAUCUAUCGGGCGGACUUUUCGCAGCAGGAAGAUAUUGCCUGUACACUGCAUGAAGAACUGCUCCCACCGGCGUACCGCAAGGAUGUACAGAAAAUGAUUGCCACAGCGGAGAGAAGCAAAACCAAGAAGGUUUUCAAGUACAACACGGGACUGGACUACUACCCGUUCCAGAAAUAAAAUGCUCCUCCGUUCUUCGUUGCUAGAAAAGUUAGUAAUAAAGGAAAUUUAAAUAUAUAUCAUA